Drosophila arizonae is the source of this 1838-nucleotide messenger RNA. Its product is annotated as UNC93-like protein MFSD11. The record is from RefSeq and is a predicted model, not a curated record. NCBI's taxonomy places the organism in Eukaryota, Metazoa, Arthropoda, Insecta, Diptera, Drosophilidae.
CAUUGAGUUGAAAUAUUAACAUGACUGCAUUCUAAUUAACAUUGUGUAUAUUUACACUUGACAUUUUCUCUUGCUUGUUUCAAUCCACUCUCAAACCUCAUCACAUACGCACAUUAACCCAGCGCGUCAAACAUUUUUGGGGUUUCGGUUUCAAUUUUCCGUGAAGCUUUCUUUGCAUUGCAUUUUACUAUUUUAAGCACUUGUUAAAUAAUAUGCAUAAGUAAAAAGUGAUUUUAUCAUUUACCCGCGCUAAACAUUAAUUAAAAGUCGCAGUUUCUACUAACGCCUACGUUUCUGCUUCCCCCGAGUCUAACGUAUUGCUCGUGACGUCAAAUGCUGGUCUGAUAUGUAUAAUAUCAACAAAUAGAUAAAUCUUCAACAGCUUACAAGGAACUAAUAACAAUAAUACGACAAAAUGGAGAUGAAAUUCGUGAUGAUAUUAAUACUUGGCUUUGGCUUUAUGUUUGUUUUCACUGCAUUUCAAACAAUGUGUAACAUCGAGAAAACAAUAUUGGACAGCAUAGCGCAGGAGGAUGACAGCUUCAAGGGCGACGGCUACACCAGCCUGGCCAUACUCUAUCUAUUCUUUUCGCUCUCCAAUUGGCUGGCGCCGUCCUUCAUCUCGUUUACAGGACCUCGCGUGGCGAUGGUUGUGGGCGCAUCCACCUACACGCUCUUCAUGAUCACCUUUCUGUUCCCAUCGACUGCGCUGCUGUAUGUGGCGAGCGCUGUGCUGGGUCUGGGCGCCUCGAUCACCUGGACGGGUCAGGGCACCUAUUUGGCGCGCUGCAGCAGCUCGGAGACAAUUUCACGCAAUUCGGGCAUCUUCUGGGCUCUGCUGCAGUGCAGCAUGUUCUUUGGCAAUCUGUUCGUUUACUACCAGUUUCAGGACAAGACGCACAUUGACAAGGAGACGCGCAAUCUGGUUAUUGGCGUGCUGACCAUUGUGGCCAUUUUGGGCAUUGUGUUUUUGGCCGCCUUGCGCUUCAUGGCCAGCAACGCGGAGCAGGACAAUGAGCUGGAGGAGCAGCACACGGGCUGCGGCCAGGCGCUCUAUGCUCUGAAGCUGGCCGGCAAACUGUUCUGCACCAAGAAAAUGCUGCUGCUCAGCUUGGCGUUCUUCUACACAGGUCUGGAGCUUUCGUUCUUCAGCGGCGUUUUCGGUUCGUCCAUUGGCUUCACCUCGAAAAUAGCUUCGACGCCCAAGGAAAUUGUCGGCCUGGUGGGCAUCUGCAUUGGCGUCGGCGAAGUCUUUGGCGGCGGCUUCUUUGGCAUUCUGGCGUCGAAGACGACUCGCUUCGGUCGCGAUCCCAUUGUGAUUGCCGGCUAUGUGAUGCACAUGGCUGCCUAUUUGAUGACAUUCCUCAAUUUACCGAAUAGCGCACCGUUUACAGAUACCACCGAUAUAUCGUAUUUGGACCCACCUAGUGCCUCGAUGGCAUUGGUGUGCGCCUUUCUACUGGGUCUUGGCGAUGCCUGCUUCAAUACGCAGGUCUAUUCCAUGCUGGGCGGCGAGUUCGUCAACAAUCCGGUUGGCGCAUUCGCCCUCUUCAAGUUCACACAGUCCGUGGCGGCGGCCAUCAGCUUCUUCUAUUCCUCGCACUUCGGCCUCUACAUCCAGCUGGCCAUUUUGGUCAUCACUGGCACCAUUGGCACGGUGUCAUUUGUUAUUGUUGAGUGGAGCUUCAAGCGGGAGCAUCGCGAGCAGGAGAAGUCGAUAAGCGCGUCGCUUGCAGAGUAGUUUAAUUCAUGAAUGCUGUUUGUAUUUAAGUUUAGUAAUAGUAUUGAAAGAUAUUGCUUAAGGUAAAGCACGCUUUUGUGUAUGUGCAAUGUUUGUU